Messenger RNA from Hippopotamus amphibius kiboko, 3219 nucleotides. It is a transcript of the gene CCN4, whose product is annotated as cellular communication network factor 4. Gene Ontology annotation, biological process: cell adhesion; signal transduction. The transcript is spliced from 5 exons. Gene Ontology annotation, cellular component: extracellular matrix; extracellular region. The coding region runs from base 145 to 1251 and encodes 368 amino acids. NCBI's taxonomy places the organism in Eukaryota, Metazoa, Chordata, Mammalia, Artiodactyla, Hippopotamidae. Gene Ontology annotation, molecular function: integrin binding; heparin binding. The record is from RefSeq and is a predicted model, not a curated record.
CUUUAAUAAAACCCCCCCAAGGGCCGCGGGAAGAGGCAUAUCGGGCGCUCCUGAUGGACCAGGUCCGUCUCGGCCCAGCUCCCCCGAGAGUUGGCCGGAUCCUCUGGGCUGCUCUGUAGAUGCCUUGGCCACUGACCUCCAGGCAUGAGCUGGUUCCUGCCCUGGACGCUGGUGGCAGUGACAGCAGCAGCAGCAGUGAGCAGCACCCCGGCCACGGCCCUCUCCCCAGCCCCCACGGCCAUGGGCUUCACCCCGGCACCCCUGGAGGACACGUCGUCACGCCCCCAGUUCUGCAAGUGGCCAUGCGCGUGCCCGCCGUCCCCACCCCGCUGCCCGCUGGGGGUCAGCCUCAUCACUGACGGCUGCGAGUGCUGCAAGAUGUGCGCUCAGCAGCUCGGGGACCCCUGCACGGAGGCUGCCGUCUGUGACCCCCACCGGGGCCUCUACUGCGACUACAGUGGGGACCGCCCGAGGUACGCAGUAGGAGUGUGUGCACAGGUGGUCGGCGUGGGCUGCGUGCUGGACGGGGUGCGCUACAACAACGGCCAGUCCUUCCAGCCCAACUGCAAGUACAACUGCACGUGCGUGGGCGGCGCGGUGGGCUGCACGCCGCUGUGUCUCCGCGCGCGCCCCCCGCGCCUCUGGUGCCGCCACCCCCGGCGGGUGAGGCUGCCCGGCCGCUGCUGCGAGCAGUGGGUGUGCGACGACGACGCCAGGAGGCCCCGCAAGCCUGCGCCGCGCCACACCGGCGCCUUCGCAGCCACCGAUGAGAUAGAGCCGUGGCACAGGAACUGCAUAGCCUACACCAGCCCCUGGAGCCCCUGCUCCACCAGCUGCGGCCUGGGGGUCUCCACCCGCAUCUCCAAUGUCAAUGGCCGGUGCUGGCCUGAGCAAGAGAGCCGCCUCUGCAACCUGCGGCCGUGUGACGUGGACCUCCGGCCACACAUCAAGGAAGGGAAGAAGUGUCUGGCUGUGUACCAGCCAGAAGCACCCGUGAACUUUACGCUGGCCGGCUGCACCAGCACACGCUCCUACCGGCCUAAGUACUGUGGGGUCUGCACGGACAACAGGUGCUGCAUCCCCUACAAGUCCAAGACCGUCGAUGUCUCCUUCCAAUGUCCCGACGGGCCUGGCUUCUCCCGCCAGGCCCUGUGGAUUAAUGCUUGCUUCUGCAAUCUGAGCUGUCGGAAUCCCAAUGAUAUUUUUGCUGACUUGGACUCCUACCCUGACUUCUCAGAAAUUGCCAAUUAGGCAGGCACCAAACACGGGCUUGAGGCCUGGCCCUGUGCUUAUAAAGCAGCCAGCCUUCUGAGGCCCACACUGAGCCUUCUUUGGUCCACUUCCCACUCUUUUCUAAUUACCAGGAUCCAGACCCGUGGCCCCCUUUCCUGUCUCCAACCACCCAAAGCCCCUGUCGUGGUGCCUCUCAAGCCCAGACAAUGGGUCCUCUCCCUGGCAGCAUCCUGCACACACUCCAAAGAAAGUGCCUGUCUUCAGCUGUCCUGGACAACACCCAAGCCUGAUCCAGCCUGAGUCACUGAAGUCCUGCUGGAUCUUGCCCGAGUCCCCAGGAACAGAAUCAGCUAGACAUUCAACAUCACUAAUUCUUUCUUUAGAUACCAAACCACAAAACUCUCUGGGUUCACUCAGCAGGAUAGAUGGGAUUUAGGACAGUGGACCAGUCCAUUAUUUAGGCCCUGCCAAGAAGUACUCUAAUCAACAGUUUUGACCACCACACACCAAAGAAUCUCUCAUCCCAAAGAUCUGUGCCUCCCAAGGUCACCCAACAUUUGCCAAGUGAGGUGAAUGGUUGUUUGGCUUUGAUUUUUUUAAUGGACAAUUGUAUCCAUUAAUCCGGGCAUCGUCGAGGUUAAGUUUCUCUUCACCCCUGCACUGUGAAGGGUGUACGUUGGGUUCAUGCCAUUGGGUUCCCUUCUUGCAGAAAUGCAAGAUGAUAAACUUCCUUCUUUUUCCUGGGUGAAGUCCCUAGUCAACACUGCUGGGUCAGAGCAAGGUCAGCCAAGUUUCAGAAGGAGCUAUUGACCCCAGCACCGAAUCUGCUGCUUGUGGACAUGGCAGGGCGCUGGGCAAUUGGCCAGGCUCCUCCUCACCUCUGGACCCUCUCCCUGCCUGGGGGCUCGUGGGAGUUGGUGGAGUCCCGUAGGGUGAUGCCUCUGGCCCCGAGAGUGGUGACCCGUGACAUUCCUCUGCAUUUAGGGACCCUUGGGUCCAGGUCGAGUGAGGGUCAAACCAAGAGGUGGGUCCAGUGAGCGUAGCCUGGGACGGCAAGGGUCGCCGGGUCCAGGAUACGUCUCUUUCUGCCUCGGUGCCCACUUCACAGACUGUGGGUCUACUGACCCAAAAGCCCAGUUCUGGUGCAAAGACGGAGGUAUACCAGUUGUUUCAAAACAGAAGUCUAUUUAACAGGGAUGAAAAACUGAAAGGGUUUGAAGCUAUUCAAUAAAAGGAAAGGAAAGUUGUUAUUAAUGGAAAUGAGGUUAUUAUUUAUUUUAUUAGUAAAGUAUAAAUAUUUACUGCUGUAAUUCUUCUAUUUGGUACCUUCUGUGUGUCAGACAUUGUUCUCAGUGCUUUAGGUACACCAUCACACGAGCUCAUGGAAACUUCAAGGUCGUGUUGAAAGUGCCUGUUAUUUCUUCUCUUACACAUGUGAAAUGGAAGCUCAGAAAAGUAAGGGAGCUUGAUAGAAGUCACCCAGCUGGUCAGUAGGGAGUGGGAAUGCAAAUCCAAGUUGAAUCGACCCUAUAACCCAUCUUUUCCCUCUACUUUUAGAGCUUCCCAACAUGUCAGAGCGUGGAAAACAUGUGAGGAUAAGCGAGUCUCGCUGUCAUUUUUGGUUCUUAUUACUGUCUCUCUAGCUCCUUUCCCAAAGGAAGAGAGUGUCUGGCUUUCAGAUUAUUUAGGUGCCUGAGCAUCAGACAAAAUCUUGGGUAAACCAAAAUCAUGAAUCGCCUACAGAUCAUUCCCUCCUUCAAAUCAGAACCAGCUCUCAUCAUGUGUUUAAAGAUGCUUUUGUUACCCGAUGCUGCAGAUGGAGUGAUGGUGCAGUUAUUCGUGAGGGAAUUCUGGGUAGCGAGCAGAGGGAUUCCUAGCCAGGGAAAAAGGAUUGAGAAUGUGCCCUCCUUACUGUGACCUCCUGAAUGCCCGGUGCAAGGCAUACAGUGGUGCUCAAUGUGUAUUUGAUGAAUAAAGGAAAUUGUG